AUGAGUGACAACGGUAAUCGGGUCAUUCUAUCUUACCAAGAACAACUGGAAGACCCGCUGGCCUUUGAUUUCGGCAUAUUCUUCAGUGACCUGCUGGUUAGAUCAGUCAAUGGCCUAUUGGAUUAUGUUCUCGGGCCAGUGGAAGAAGACAUGGAGAAACGGAAAGAGCAGGGGAAUAAGGAGGAAGAAGAGCAGAAGAAAGAGGAACAGGACGAUAUUGAGGAGGGGCACAGGGAAGAAGAGCAGGUGAAGGAGGAGGAGCAGGAUGAUUUUGAGGGGCAGCAGGAAGAUGAUGCUAGAGAGGGGCAGCUAGAAGAGGAGCAGGAUGAUAGCAUUGAGGAGCAGAAGAACGAAAAGGAAAAGGAAGAGGAACAGGGUGACAUUGAAGAGCACCAGGAAGAAGAGCAUGACGGUAGCAUUGAGAAGCAGCAGAAGAAAAAGGAGGAAUUAGAGGAGCAUGAAGAUGUUGAGGAGGUGCAGGAAGAUACCGAGGAGGGGCAAUGGAAGAAAGAACAGGAAUACAAUAUUGAGGGGCAGCGGGGAGAUAUUGAAGAGCAGCAGAAGGAGGGGCAGAAAGAUAUGCAGGAGGAUGAGAGGCUGGAUCAGCAGCAAGAAGAAAUUGAGGAGCAGAAUACAGUGAAUGAGAAGGAGGAUGACCAGCAACAUCAGAAUAUCGCUCACGAGGAGGUGGAAUUUCAGGCUGAAGUUGAGGAGCAGGAGAAUAUCGCUCACGAGGAGGUGGAAUUUCAGACUGAAGUUAAGGAGCAGGAGAAUAUCGCUCACGAGGAGGUGGAAUUUCAGACUGAAGUUAAGGAGCAGGAGAAUAUCGCUCACGAGGAGGUGGAAUUUCAGGCUGAAGUUGAGGAGCAGGAGAAUAUCGCUCACGAGGAGGUGGAAUUUCAGGCUGAAGUUGAGGAGCAGGAGAAAGAGUUAGCAGAAUCGGAGAAGGAAGAGCAGCAGAAGGAGAAAGAGGUUCAGGAGGCAGGGAAGAAUGUAAAAGAGGACUACCUCCAGCAGCAGGAGGUUGAACGGGAGCAGCAAGUGGAGCAGGAAGAAAUGGCGAAGCUGGAGGUAGAUCAAGGGGCAUUGAUGGAGGAGGUAAAAAGGGAAAGGAAUCCGAAGGUGGGUGAGGAUCGGGAUGGAUUAGAAAUGCAGGAAUUGGUGAAUGAAUCUAACAGAGAUCUGGAUUCAUCUGUCAAAGUUGGACAAAGGAGGAGGCGGAAAUGGUGGAGAAAACUACUGUGUUGUUUGGGCUAG
Lytechinus variegatus (green sea urchin) is the source of this 1257-nucleotide messenger RNA. Its product is annotated as golgin subfamily A member 6-like protein 22. The record is from RefSeq and is a predicted model, not a curated record. NCBI's taxonomy places the organism in Eukaryota, Metazoa, Echinodermata, Echinoidea, Temnopleuroida, Toxopneustidae. The transcript is spliced from 2 exons. The coding region runs from base 1 to 1257 and encodes 418 amino acids.